This is a messenger RNA of Sebastes umbrosus (honeycomb rockfish), 6234 nucleotides long. It is a transcript of the gene upf2, whose product is annotated as UPF2 regulator of nonsense mediated mRNA decay. The record is from RefSeq and is a predicted model, not a curated record. Gene Ontology annotation, biological process: nuclear-transcribed mRNA catabolic process, nonsense-mediated decay. Bases 125 to 3994 code for a protein of 1289 amino acids. The transcript is spliced from 21 exons. Gene Ontology annotation, molecular function: RNA binding; protein binding. Gene Ontology annotation, cellular component: exon-exon junction complex; cytoplasm. NCBI's taxonomy places the organism in Eukaryota, Metazoa, Chordata, Actinopteri, Perciformes, Sebastidae.
AAUACGUCAAUAUAUGCCAAAAAAUAUUAUUUAAUGUAAUUUAAUAACGAUAUUUUUAGUAAGGCAUCAUUUGUGGAGCCCACAUGAGAGGGUCCUUCAGCGGUUCACACGGAAACCAGCAUUAAUGACCGAUGUUUGUUAUGCUACAGUUAGCAGUAUGCCUGCUGAACGCAAGCGCUCAUUAAACAUGGACGAGAAAGACGUUUGCACCUUCAGCAACAAGGAAAAGGAGAAGGACCGAGAUGGUGAGAGAAGACCAGCGUCCGCUCGAGACAAAGCCAAAGACGAGGCCAAAAUGAGCGGUAAAAAAGACGGCGGCAAGGAGGAGAAGAGGAAGCGCCUAGAGGAGGAGAAGAAGAAGAAGGAGGAAAAAGAGCGGAGGAAGAAAGAGGAGGAAAAACAGAAAGCGGAGGAGGAGCAGAAGAAGAAAGAGGAGGAGGAGAAGAGACAGCAGGAAGAGGAGGAGAAGAAGCUUCAAGAGGAGGAGGCCAAAAGACAACGAGAGGAGGAGGCAGCUCUCCUGAAGGAAAAGGAGGAGGGGCAUCAGCUGCACCAGGAGGCCUGGGAGCGCCAUCAUUGCAGGAAGGAACUCCGCAUUAAGAACCAGAACGCCCAAGAGGGUCGACCCGAAGAGGCCUUCUUCAGCCGACUGGACUCCAGCCUUAAGAAGAACACCGCCUUCGUCAAGAAGCUGCGUACGCUCACCGAACAGCAACGAGACUCACUCUCCAACGACUUUAACUCACUGAACCUCAGCAAGUACAUCGGCGAGGCCGUGAGCUCCGUAGUGGAGGCCAAGCUGAAGAUCUCUGACGUGGGCUGCGCCGUCCACCUGUGCUCCCUCUUCCACCAGCGGUACGCUGAGUUCGCUCCGUUGCUGCUGCAGGCGUGGAAGAAGCACUUUGAAGCAAGGAAGGAGGACAAGGCGCCCAAUGUGAGCAAGCUGCGCACGGACCUGCGCUUCAUCGCCGAACUCACCAUCGUCGGGCUCUUCACAGACAAAGAGGGGCUGUCGCUGAUUUACGAGCAGCUGAAGAACAUUAUCAGCACCGACCGGGACACGCACACUCACGUGUCAGUGGUGAUCAGCUUCUGUAAGCACUGCGGAGACGACAUCGCCGGUCUGUUGCCCCGCAAGGUAAAACUGGCAGCUGAUAAGUUUGGCUUGGGCUUCCCUCCGAGCGAGAUAAUCACCACCGAGAAGCAGCAGCCCUUCCAGAACCUCCUACGGGAGUACUUCACUUCACUCACCAAGCACCUGAAGAAGGACCACCGCGAGCUGCAGAACACCGAGAGGCAGAACAGGCGUAUAUUACAUUCCAAAGGGGAGCUGAGUGAAGACAGACACAAGCAGUAUGAAGAGUUUGCCACUUCCUACCAGAAGCUGCUGGCCAACACUCAGUCGCUGGCUGAUCUGCUGGAUGAAAACAUGCCCGAUCUGCCUCAGGACAAGACUGUGCAGGAGGAGCACGGGCCCGGCAUUGACAUCUUCACCCCCGGUAAGCCCGGAGAGUACGACCUGGAGGGAGGGAUCUGGGAAGACGAAGACGCUCGUAACUUCUACGAGAACUUGGUGGACCUGAAGGCCUUCGUCCCCGCCAUCCUCUUCAAGGACAACGAGAAGAGCAACCAGGGCAAAGACAAGGAUGAAGGCAAAGAUGGCAAAGACGGGAAGGAUGCAGCCAGUGUCACAGAGGAACUGGAGCUGGAGCUGGAGGCUCUGGACAUCGCUGAUGAACCUUUGGAACUGGAGGGACCAGACGAGGCGGAGAAUGAAGAACUGGCGAAAAAACUGCUGGAUGAGCAAGAACAAGAGGAUGAGGAGGCCAACACAGGGUCCCACUUGAAGCUGAUCGUGGACGCCUUCAUCCAGCAGCUCCCCAACUGUGUCAACAGAGACCUCAUUGACAAGGCUGCCAUGGACUUCUGCAUGAACAUGAACACCAAAUCCAACAGGAGGAAGCUCGUCCGAGCCCUCUUCACCGUCCCCAGGCAGAGGUUGGAUCUUCUGCCCUUCUACUCUCGCCUGGUGGCGACUCUUCAUCCCUGCAUGUCAGACGUGGCCGAGGACCUCUGCUCCAUGCUGAAGGGAGACUUCAGGUUUCACAUCCGGAAGAAGGACCAGAUCAACAUCGAGACAAAAAAUAAAACGGUCAGAUUUAUCGGGGAACUGGCCAAGUUCAAGAUGUUCACAAAGACCGACACGCUUCAUUGUCUCAAGAUGCUGCUGUCUGAUUUCACCCAUCACCACAUCGAGAUGGCCUGCACGCUGCUGGAGACCAGCGGUCGCUUCCUCUUCAGAUCCCCCGACUCUCACCUGCGUACCAGCGUCUUGCUGGAGCAAAUGAUGCGUAAAAAGCAGGCGCAGCACCUGGACGCACGCUACGUGACAAUGGUGGAAAACGCCUACUACUACUGCAACCCGCCACCCAUGGAGAAAACGGUGAAGAAGAAGAGGCCGCCGCUGCAGGAGUACAUCCGCAAGCUUCUCUACAAGGACCUGUCCAAGGUCACCACGGAGAAGGUGCUGAGGCAGAUGCGCAAGCUGCCGUGGCAGGACCCCGAGGUCAAGAGCUACCUGAUCUGCUGCAUGGUCAACAUCUGGAACGUCAAGUACAACAGCAUCCACUGUGUGGCCAACCUGCUGGCCGGGCUGGUGGCCUACCAGGAGGACGUGGGCAUCCAUGUGGUGGACGGGGUGCUGGAGGACAUCCGACUGGGCAUGGAGGUCAACCAGCCCAAGUUCAACCAGCGGCGAAUCAGCAGCGCCAAGUUCCUGGGCGAGCUCUACAACUACCGCAUGGUGGAGUCGGCCGUCAUCUUCCGCACCCUCUUCUCCUUCAUCUCCUUCGGGAUCAACCAGGACGGCAGCCCCAGCGCUCUGGACCCUCCGGAGCACCUGUUCCGCAUCCGCCUGGUCUGCACGCUGCUCGAUACCUGCGGCCAGUACUUCGACCGAGGCUCCAGCAAGAGGAAGCUGGACUGUUUCCUCAUCUACUUCCAGCGGUAUAUUUGGUGGAAAAAGAGCAUUGACGUUUGGACCAAGGACCACCCGUUCCCCAUCGACAUCGACUACAUGAUCACCGACACUCUGGAGCUGCUCCGACCCAAGAUGAGGCUCAGCUGCUCCCUGGAGGAGGCCACCAAACAGGUCACCGACCUGGAGAGGGAGGUGCUCGUCAAACUAGGUCUGGCCAUGGAGAAGGACGGCCGCUCCAGUGCCAUGAGCGAAGGGGAAGUCCUCGACGAGGAAGACGACGAUGGCGAUGACGACGAAGAGGGCGGUGCUGAGACCGAGGAGCAGUCCGGCAACGAGAGUGAAAUAAACGAGCAUGAAGAGGAUGAAGGGUCAGAGAACGAAGAAUUGGAGAGGGAGGAAGAGGAAGAAGAGAACACCGACUACCUGACCGAUUCCAAUAAAGAAAACGAGACUGAUGAGGAGAACAACGAGGUGACGAUCCGUGGCGGCGGACUGAAGCAUGUGGCGUGCGCCGAGGACGAGGACUUCAUUCAGGCUCUGGAUAAGAUGAUGCUGGAGAACCUGCAGCAGCGCAGCGGCGAGACGGUGAAGGUGCACCAGCUGGACGUGGCCAUUCCUUUGCAGCUGAAGAGUCAGCUGAAGAAAGGCGGCCCCAGAGAGCCAUGCAUCGCCGAGGGAGACUCGGACAUCUCCGACACCAUGCAGUUCGUCAUGCUGACACGCAAAGGCAACAAGCAGCAGUAUAAGAUCCUGAACGUGCCCCUGUCCUCCCACCUGGCGGCGAACCACUUCAACCAGCAGCAGGCCGAACAGGAGGAGCGCAUGAAGAUGAAGAAGCUCACCCUGGACAUCAACGAGAGGCAGGAGCAAGAGGACUACCAGGAGAUGAUGCAGUCCCUCGCUCAGCGUCCGGCUCCGGCCAACACCAACCGGGAGCGCCGGCCUCGCUACCAGCACCCGAAAGGCGCUCCCAACGCCGACCUCAUCUUCAAGACCGGAGGAAGGAGACGCUGAUUGGAGUCUGGGCCGGGCUGAACGAACGAACGAGCGAGCAAGAGAGCGAAUGAACAAGAGAGAGAGAGAGAGAACGAGAAGAUCGGAGGGGAAACCGGUCUAAACAGGGAACGAGUCCUCCAGACGCCCCCCGUGAAGCCGGGACAGACCAAAACCCCUGAAACCUCAACACACUUCUUACCGAAGCCCGACGAGGAGAGACAAAACCGGGACGCUGGGGGGGGUCAGAGGUCAGGGGUCAAGACAGAUGGCUCUCUUUUCUUUUUUGUCUGUUGCCUGAGAUGACAAAAAACAACCAAACUGUCUGGAUCAGAACUACGAAGAACACGUGAGCGGCCGACUGGAUGGCGACCCGAGAGACAGGAAGACGGGAUGAACGAACCUCCCGCCGCCGCCACCAGGUGGAGGAAACAGUGACUCAUAUUUAGGAGUUUAAAACCCCUGCGAGUGGAUAGAAAUUUACACGAGACUAGUGACGGUUAUAUUCAUUUUGUUGUUUUGGGACAUUUCAAAUACAACCGGGAACACUCCACGCUGACGUCAAGGCAGCGCUGAGAUGAAGACGGAGCAAAUGACGGGAUGGCGAGGAUUUAACACUGGUCGUGUGUUCGUAAACUGGUCGCCCAGUGACCCAGAGAGGAUGUUCUGUACACAAAUUAUGUGUUUGAAAUGUGGCCGAUGGUAUGAGACUCUUGUUAUAGAGGCCUGUAUUGAUUCAGAGUCGUAUGUCACUGCGUUUCUACUGACUUAUGUCGCUCAUAAAGCUGUAUGGAAAUGGCAGAUAAAACGUUCUCAAAUGCGGAAAACAAGCUUUUACGCUCGCUUGAGGUGCUUUGUUAAAAAAGAGUUGACACUCUAAAUGGGAUAUAGAAAUGUCUUUGCCGAAUAGAUUCCGACGUAGCGAACAUUUAAGUCACACGACUGAUCCGCUGUUUCUCCUGUAGGCGUCUUCUUGGAUAUAUAUUUGUGUUGUCUUCGUCUCUGGACAGCAUGAAAACACAAGCGACAAAAAAAUGGGCGAUGCGGCUGCUGAGUCUGGUUUCAUUUUAGAACCAGAUCGCCGAGUUUCACAGCUUGGUCCCAAGUUUCGUAAGCCGGACGCGUCGCGCUGGUCCUGCUUUCUGUAGGAAAGUAAUGGAAAGCGUUGAGACGCCGGUGUUUAAAACCGCUGACGCUGAAAACGUAAACAAAGGACUGUUGCCGCCUUUUGAAGGCAAUCAGCGGAACAUGAGUGACAUAAUUAUAAGAGGUAUGGCAGCUGCAUACCAACCAUGUCUGAAUCAACAUAAACCACCACAACAAGAGUCUCAAACCAUCAGACACCUUUCAAGUCUGGAGACCUGAUAUCACUGAUAUCACUGACGGACACCUGAGUGUACUUUUAUUUCCUACUUCUAUAUCCCACUAGAUGUUUUUAUUUCCCUCCAGAAUCAGGAGCAUCUAAAAGUUAGUUUUGACAAUAUCCAGCUUGCUUUGAUUUGUGAAGUGUAACGUGGUAAAAAGCUCUUUUUUUUGUGGACAAAUGGAUAACCGUGUGCCUGAGGGUCUUCCUUUAUGAUGACUAUAUUCUAGAUUAAUUUUAUCUGUUGAGCCUAUAGAUGGAUAAAUAUACUCAGUAUGUAUUCAGCUGCAUGGGUCCUUUCUGCACCGGGUCAUUUGUAGUAAAAGCGUCCAGCGUUGGCUCUUAUUUAGUUCGUCUGUGUCUAGAUUCAAAACUAUUGUUCUUUUCCUGCUAAGCAAAAGAAGAAGAGCGUACUGUGGCUUUGUGUCUCGGCUUUAAUAAGUGACAGGCAGAUGAAUUAUCACAAUAAAUGUAUGCAGAUUAUCGCUGUUUGCCAGGUCUGUAAAUGAGGUCGUGGUGCUUUUGUGGCGUUUGCGUGUUUUGAGAGGGUGCGCCUGUUUGUCGAGGUCUAAUUACAAGGCAGCAAACAUAAGUAUGGCCUCAUUUCCUGCCCGGUCGCUCCUCUAAACACUGCAUAUGUACAGCAUUGCUAAAUUAGGGCCGGAUUGACCUGGUAGGGGGCCCGAGGGCGAAGAUUUGCUGUUGACCACCCACCUACCAGCCUCUGUGUAUGGGUAUCCACCCUUUAAAGUUCCCUUUUAAAGAAUAGAUUCACAUUUUUUUCAAGUCUCAGGUGCCCAUAUGAGCAUUGAUAUAUGUUUUGCUUGCUGUAAUGAUUCCUCCUGUUCAUUCUGGACAUUAAAAUAUCCCCUUCUAAUAAACUUUCAAUGGAAUAGUG